Messenger RNA from Ostreococcus lucimarinus CCE9901, 1836 nucleotides. RefSeq lists its product with no specific name. Bases 1 to 1836 code for a protein of 611 amino acids. Lineage: Eukaryota; Viridiplantae; Chlorophyta; Mamiellophyceae; Mamiellales; Bathycoccaceae. The transcript has a single exon. Gene Ontology annotation, molecular function: GTPase activity; GTP binding. The record is from RefSeq and is a predicted model, not a curated record.
AUGGCGACGACCGUGUUCACGGUCGAGAGUCUCGGGUUAAAGUCGACGAAGACGCGGGCGAGCGAGAAGAAGCGCGGGAUCGGUAGCGGCGGAGCACACCGAAGAGGGGUGACGACGGUGCUCGCGGCGGAGGCGAGCUACGACGUGGAGCGACGCGUUCGAGACGGCCGACGACCGUUGAUGAGCGAGCCGAGAGGGUACGACGAACGAACGCCGGACAUGUUUCAAGACGACGCACGGUCGUUGAGGUUGAUGCCGGCGCGGCCGAAAUGGGAUUAUGAAUUGAAAAGAGGACGGUUGCACGCGAGAGAACGAAAGGCGUUCGUGAAGUGGUUGCGAUCAGCAAAGGAGGCGAUGAUCGAGGCUGGGGGGUACGCACCCGCGUUUGAGCAAAACAUAGAGGUUUGGAGACAGUUGUGGCGGGUGUUAGAGCGCUCAGAUGUGGCUGUGGUGGUCGUCGACGCGAGGAAUCCGAUGUUGCAUUUGCCGCCAGCGUUGUAUGCGCACGUGACGCGGCGAUUGUGCAAACCUCUCGUCGUGGUGUUAAACAAGACGGAUGCGGUACCGAUGCGUGCGAUCGAUGAAUGGGCUGCACAUCUUAUGGCGUCUUUGCCGGGAAUCGACGCAGUUGUCGGUUUUUCUUCCCGCGACGAAGCACCCGAGGACGAACGGUUUUGGGAUCGCAAGGACAAAAAUCACGAGGAGCGAGACAACGCGUCAGUGCGCAUGCACCGUCAAUCGAGUAUUCCCAUCGGACGCGACGCGUUACUGCGCGUGUGUCAAGAGCUCGCGCGUUCGGGCAAACGUUUCGACGCGGCGAUGGAAGACACGAUGGAAGACGAACAUGAUGGAAACGACGACGGCGAAGAAGAAGGGGAAGAAGAGGAAGAAGAAGAAGAGGUGGACGAAGAGGGCGAAGCGUACGUGCGGCAGGCGUUGAAUCAAGAGCGCGAGGAAGCAGAACGAGUGAAAGCUGAAGGCCGAAUAAUGAUAGGACUCGUCGGGCACCCCAACGUGGGUAAGUCUUCGAUGGUAAACUCUAUUCUUCGACGUAAAGCGGUGAGCGUGAAGGCGACGCCGGGACACACGAAGACAUUGCAGACGCUCAUUUUGGACGAUCACACGUGCUUGUGCGAUUCUCCUGGCCUAGUAUUUCCCCGCAUCGAUAUUUCUCCCGCGGAGCAAAUCAUCGGCAAUCUCAUUCCUCUUCCAGUCGUCCGCGAGCCAUUCAGCGCUAUUCGUUGGAUCGCCGAAGCAAAGCUCGUCGGUGCGGAGCGGUGGCAAGCGAUUCAGCGCAAGUUCAGUGGGUCAAGUGAUGGUAAGCUCGCGGCAUCGCUCGCCGCGCCUAUUACGAGCGUGCUGAAAGUUCGACCAUCGAAGGAGUUCGAUCCUGAGACGCUCGAGUUGCUGAACAACGAAGAUUUGACAAACGACGAAUUGCCGUGGUCGCCGCUCUCGCUGUGUCAAGCGUAUGGCAAGAUGCGAGGAUUCGUGAAAACGCGCGGCGUCGACGUCCAACGCGCGGGGCAAGUCAUUCUGAGCAUGGUUUACGACGGCAAGAUUCCGUACGCGAUUCCGCCGCCGACCGGCGCGCCUGUGAUGCGUUCGAAGGCGGAUGUCGUCCAAAUCGAAGAAGACAACUUAACCGACGACGAGUCGGAUGACGACGAAGUCAACGUCGUACGCUCUGGGUUCUCCGCGCUCGCCAUGGAUUCGGACGAAGAGACAGCGGCUCAGCAGUACGCUUACAGCUCGGACGAGGACACGAGAGGGACAUUCAUUUUGAGCCCUGAAGAUCUCAAGGAAUCCAAACGAGGCCAGCGCGGUAAAAAGUAA